AUGACACCUCGUCGCUCCUCUCGGGCUCGCACCACACAACCCUCCCCAGCCCUCCUUCAACACACCCACUCCUCCGGCUCCUCAGUCUCCACCACUCGUGAGAGAAGCACUCGUUCAAAUCACAAAAAUACCUCCCCUCAUACCUCAUCGGGCCAUCGAUCCCAAUCCAUCGACGAUGGCGAAAACGGCUCGAGGACCGACCUCCCACAAACGCGCCAGCGUCAGCGGGCCCACGACGACGAUGAAGAGCCUCGUCGCGAGGAUGACGAAGAUGAUAUAGACGAAGAGGAAGAGGAGGAAGUUACAAGAUGUCUGUGUGGGCAGCAGGAAUAUCCAGGCUUGCCCUCCUCUCGUCGCGAAGCUCUCGGUCGCAGUAUCGUCAAGCCAGAAUCGGUCCACCCCCCCACCGAUUCGUCCGAUGCUGUGCCUGAUGAUCUUGGGAGUAUGUUUAUCCAGUGCGACACCUGCAAAGUUUGGCAGCAUGGUGGUUGUGUGGGCAUCAUGGACGAGGAAAUGAGUCCUGAUGAAUAUUUCUGCGAGGAGUGUCGGCCGGACUUUCACAGAAUAAGGGGCGAAGCCAAUGGCUCGCGCUCCUCCACUUACCUGCCCGUCGUACCGGCAUCGUCGCCCGCACCUUCUUCUCGACCCGUCUCUCGGGCCUCCUCUCGAGAAACCACAUCUAGACGUUCAAGGGAUCCCAAGUCAAGAAACAGCGAGGGCGACAUGAACCCGAAGCGGCGGUCUACCAUGAACAGCCGUGAUGCUGCUUAUGACGAGGAAGAACUGAUUCGGCGAGCCAUUGAGGAAAGCAAGGAAGAUACUAAGAGUCUUCCCGACGACAUAUCUAUUCAGCGGGUCAAACGAAGCCGAAGUGGCAGCGAACGUGAUUCCAGAAAUAGACAAGGUGCAAAGCGUCAACGAACCACUUCGCCCUCUCCAGCUGCUGAUUCGAGUCACUUGGCAUCUCAACCUCCAUCCGAUGACGAGUCCAAAGGCAAAAUUCCGGCCCCGAAUGGCACCCGGAAACAAAGAGCUACUUCUCGCAGUCAACGUGACAAAGAGACAACCAAGGACGCUGAAGAGGGAGAAACGGAGCCUCUCGAGAAUGGGGCCCGUCGAAAAGAAAGAACAAACCGCCGCAAGGGCGAAGAAUCCGAACAUGAACCCCCAUCUCCAACCAAGGCAGCCCCACCAGCCGAACCAGAGCCGGUCCAAGCAAGCCCCAACACACCUACUCAAGAACCGACACCUGCUCGGCCAUCCACCCGAAAAUCAGGGCGCCCACCAGCUCGCCGGGGUCGUGUUGGCCGUAAUCAAUAUACCAAGGAUCGUGAUGCGAACGGCACUGGUACGGAGUCACCCCGUCGUGGGCACUCCCAUGACAUGGGAGGAGAAUCGCCCAGAGUAGGAUAUGGUGCCAACGGUGUGCACAUUAACGGAGGAGACACUGGGCGGCCAAGCAAACCCCGCCAUAUGCACCCACAACGCACGACUAUGAAUGAGAUGAAAAGACGGGUGGCGGCCAUUCUUGAAUUCAUUUCCCGAAUGCAGGUGGAGAUGGCGGUAGCCAGCGAGAACUCCUCCACCCCCAUUGGGAACGGUGACCAAGCCCAAGGCCUCCUUUUGAAGAGUAUGGUUGAUCAAAUCGACAACAUUAUGCCCUCGACGGUCAGUGAUGGCGGCGAGACCGCGCCCACUGACGGAGGUGACAAUGAAAAACCCUUCAAGGAGCUGAGCAGCGUGGAAAUGAUGGACGUUCUCACGCGCCACCUUCUCAAAUGGCAACAAGAGUAUGGCAAGUUCGGCGAGCGGUAG
This is a messenger RNA of Penicillium odoratum, 1815 nucleotides long. RefSeq lists its product as uncharacterized. The record is from RefSeq and is a predicted model, not a curated record. NCBI's taxonomy places the organism in Eukaryota, Fungi, Ascomycota, Eurotiomycetes, Eurotiales, Aspergillaceae. Gene Ontology annotation, biological process: negative regulation of silent mating-type cassette heterochromatin formation; negative regulation of rDNA heterochromatin formation. The transcript is spliced from 4 exons. The coding region runs from base 1 to 1815 and encodes 604 amino acids. Gene Ontology annotation, cellular component: Rpd3L complex; Rpd3L-Expanded complex.